Messenger RNA from Papilio xuthus (Asian swallowtail), 1145 nucleotides. RefSeq names its product ultraviolet-B receptor UVR8. The record is from RefSeq and is a predicted model, not a curated record. Bases 18 to 1145 code for a protein of 375 amino acids. The transcript is spliced from 3 exons. Lineage: Eukaryota; Metazoa; Arthropoda; Insecta; Lepidoptera; Papilionidae.
UUACGAAUUUUAUUAAAAUGAAGCUGUGGGCUUGGGGAGCAAACUCGCACGGUCAAGUGGGAGUUGGAAUCAUUAAUGAACAAGUAGAAAAACCAACUAGGGUUGACCUACCAGAGUCUUGUAACAAUAUAAAACAAAUAUCAUGUGGUGGAGGCCAUACUCUUCUCCUAGACAACGAAGGUAAACUUUACUCAUGUGGAUGGAAUUUAAAUAAACAACUAGCGAUUGAUGACGAAAGUUUAAAAGAAUCUGCAUCAUUUAAAAGAGUGUGGUGUCUCAGUGGUAUCACAUUCACAAAUAUAACUACAGGAUGGGACUUCAGUGGUGCAGUCUCUAAUGAUAAUUUUUUAUUUGUGUGGGGUUCAAAUAACAAUGGACAAUUGGGACUACCCAAAGCACAUUUUUCUGAACUUCAGAAACCAUUUAGGUUACAAGUAAAUGCAUGUUCUAUGUCGAUGGGUUUGAGGCACACUGCUAUUAUUAAUUCUAAAGGUGAAGUAUGGGUCACAGGAUGUGGAAAACAUGGACAACUAGGUCUUGGAAAGGAGAUUUUACUUUCAGAUAGAUUUCAAAAAGUUCCUAAUAUUGGUAAGAUAUCUCAUAUUGCAUGUGGGCAAAAUCAUACAGUUGCUUGGUCAACCAAAGAAAAUGCUUUAUAUGUAUGGGGUGAUAAUAAACAUGGCCAGUUAUUACAGCGUUGCAGUACAAAACUUUGGCUAAGAAAUGUUUAUGAACCUCAAAAAAUUUACAUAGGCAUAAAAAAGAAAGUCAGAAAGUUGUUAAGUGGAUGGACAAACAUACUGAUAUUACUUGAAAAUAGUACAAUUCUUACAUGGGGUCGUAAUAAUUAUUCCCAGCUUGGUACUGAUGAACCAUUUACAGGAAAAUUAAUUACUAUAAACCUCCCCGAUAAUAGAGAAGUAAAAGAUGUAGCGAUGGGUUCAGAGCACACAAUAUGCUUGGCUGAAGACAAUACUUUAUGGGCAUGGGGUUGGAAUGAGCAUGCCAAUACAGGCAUUUCACUUGAUCCAAUCAUACAUUGUCCAACUUUAGUGCCCUUUGAGUGUGAUGGAAAUAUAAUACAAAUUUAUGCAGGGGGCGCACAUAAUUUUAUAGUAACCCAAGAAAAAAAUAAUGAAGAAUAA